Microdochium trichocladiopsis is the source of this 1644-nucleotide messenger RNA. RefSeq lists its product as uncharacterized. The transcript is spliced from 2 exons. Bases 399 to 1502 code for a protein of 367 amino acids. Gene Ontology annotation, cellular component: mitochondrion. NCBI's taxonomy places the organism in Eukaryota, Fungi, Ascomycota, Sordariomycetes, Xylariales, Microdochiaceae. The record is from RefSeq and is a predicted model, not a curated record.
AGAUUCUUUGAGGCGGCAAUAUCUGGUUCGGGAGGCUACUAUCAGGUAGAGCGAAUGCUUGGCAGCUCAAUGGCGGGCGGCCAAGGUUGAUCCACCCACUAUGAAAGCCCAGAGCGCUCCCGUUCUACAACGUCAUCGCCCACGAAGCGCGUCACUGCUUGUAAAACAUUCUUCGCCGGCAAUGCUCACCAACGCCGAGCAACCCACCAACGGCACCACAAUCGUUCGCUCACGAUGCGGCUUUGAAGAGAUAUAACGUGUCGAGCUCACUUUGCUCUUUCGUCAUCAUCUAGGGACCACUGCAAUACAGCGAAUUCCUGACUCCUCAGCAACCUGGCACGGUCCUGCUUUCCCACGCACCACGCAGCCAAACCUCAACGUUGACUCCCACCGCCGUCAUGGCAACCCUCGCGACCGCCGCACGCCUAUCAUGGCGACAGCAAGCACACGCGUAUUCAACCACCACAGCAACCUCCCAAGCAACGGGUCCGGGCCAAUUCCUUCUACCGGCCCGCUCCUCCCAAGCAGUCCGCAGCUCCUUCUGGCGCCCCCGACGACCGCUCCCACAGCGUGGUCGGUACAACUCGUCACAAACAACACCACCACCACGCCCCGAACCACCGGCCCGGUCACCACCAGCCUCAUCCACCACAAACCCCGCACCCUCAACCUCCUCCUCUUCCUUCAGCAAUGCCGCAACUGCACAGGCAGCUAAGGAAGCCCGGCGCCGCGCGACCGCAGAGCGGAUAGCCAACAGCUCUCUGCGGUUCAUGCCCUCGUUUAUCGGACGGCGGCUGCGCGGGCCGCUCGAGAACAUGAUCAAAUCGCCCGGGUCGCAUGUUGUCUCCUUCCUCAUUAUCCAUGAGAUCACCGCCAUCCUCCCGCUCUUCGGCUUCAUGAGCCUGUUCGUGUACAUGGACUGGGUCCCCACGGCGUGGGUCGCGGGCCCCUGGGCGGCAUGGGCGCUCGAGGGAGUGCGCAAGUACGCUGGCUACUUCCGCAAGAAGGGCUGGUUCGGGAUGGGCGGCGCGGAGGGCGUCGAGGGCGGGCGGAAGUUAGAGGGGGAGCUGGAGGAGGAGGUUCAGCACCAGCAUCAGCACCAGCCCGCCGCGCAUGCAAGACAGCAGCAGGAGCAGCAGGAGCAGCAGAAGGAGAAGGCAGGCUGGUUCGGCUUUUCGUCUAAAAACAAAGCUGGCGGCGCCAGGGAGGGAGACGGCAAAAGCGCCAGUGCUGUCGAGGCUCACGAGGAGGCCAAGACCAAGGACCAGAGCACGGCCGGCAAGGUCGCCACGACGACUUGGCAUGCUGUAAAGAAGGUGGUCACUUUUGACAACAUCGACACGGGGUACAAGACGUCGAUUCAGUUUGCUGCCGCGUAUGCUAUCACUAAGAUGCUGCUGCCCGCGAGGCUGGCACUGAGCGUCUGGCUGACGCCCUCAGGCGCUAGGGUCUUUUCGAGAAUGUGGCGGUUUGUACGGGGUGGACCGACUGCUGCUAAGUAGAAACUAAGUGAUCAUACGCCGCUCAUAGAACCCCAGAUAAACUAGAAAAAUGCAAAAGAACGAACAUUGACGCUCGAGAGGGAAGAACAACAAAGAUAUUUGCCACUUCGGGAGAGAAUCAAGGCGGAAUAUGCAACGAUCA